UGAUUGUUGCGCUGAUGGAAUUAUUCACAGAAUGAGCGCGUAUAAAAACAAACCUAGCUUACUUAUUGUGAUAGGCUUUCUGGCAGCCAUCGGUUGUGCUAAGAAGAUUAAUCGCUUGGAAAAGGAUACCGUUGUAGACAAAUAUGAGCCAACAUGGUCCAGUUUAGAUUCGCGCCCGUUACCAAAGUGGUAUGACGAUGCGAAAAUAGGAAUCUUUGUCCACUGGGGCGUGUAUGCGGUUCCCAGUUAUGGUGGAGAAUGGUUCUGGAUCAACUGGGAAGGUUACAAAUAUGAGGACUAUGUGAAAUACAUGAACAACAAUUUUAAACCAGGCUUUACGUAUCAAGAUUUUGCCGGCGAUUUCACUGCUGAAUUGUUUAACGCUACUGAAUGGGCCCAGCUUUUUUCUCAAUCUGGAGCACGAUACGUGGUUUUAACUAGCAAGCAUCACGAAGGUUACACUUUGUGGCCAUCAAAGUAUACCUACAGCUGGAAUUCCGUUGACGUGGGACCUCAUCGGGACAUAAUUGGCGAAUUAUCUGCUGCCAUUCGGAAUAGCACCACGUUGACCUUUGGUGUCUAUUAUUCCCUCUUUGAAUGGUUUAAUCGCCUCUAUCAUAACGACAAGUUGCAUGCCUUCCUAAAGGACGAAUAUGUUGAAAAUAAAGUUUGGCCGGAACUGAAAGAGUUGAUCAACACAUACAAGCCAGAAGUUCUUUGGAGUGAUGGAGACUGGGAAGCUCCAGAUGGUUAUUGGAAGGCAAAAGAAUUUUUCACGUGGCUGUAUAAUGAAUCACCCGUCAAGAACACUGUAGUGACCAAUGAUCGUUGGGGAAUGGGGACGCUUUGCAUGCAUGGGGACUUCUAUACGUGUUCCGAUCGUUACAACCCAGGAGUUCUUCAAAAACACAAAUGGGAGAAUGCUUUGACAAUCGAUAAGAAAAGCUGGGGACAUCGACAGAAUGCUAAGCUGGAGGAUUUCAUGAGCUCUUCUGAAUUGAUUGGUGAGAUAGCUAGUACGGUAAGCUGUGGAGGCAACAUCCUUAUCAAUGUAGGGCCGACCAAGUACGGAACGAUCGACCCGAUAUUUGCUGAACGUUUGAGUGAUAUGGGCAGAUGGCUUAAGAUAAACGGAGAAGCAAUCUAUAAAUCAAAACCAUGGAUUUUUCAAAACGAUACGCUAACUUCUAAUAUUUGGUAUACAUCGAAACGUGCUUCGCACUAUGAUAACGACUCGGAAUUUACCAACGUUUACGCCAUUAUUCUGAAUUAUCCUUACAAAACGAAUAGCGUACAGCUGGGAGCAUUUAAUGAUUGGUAUAAAAAAGUAGUCCAAAUUACAAUGCUUGGAUUUAACACAAGCUUGCAUUGGAAACCAACAGCGAAUGCAAUUCAAGUAGAGUUUCCGUUGAAAAAUGAAAUAGAUCGCCUGAAUUUAACCUUGGCUUGGACACUAAAAAUUGUACUGUUAGAUGAGCAUGUGUGAGAGAGAACUCGUACGCAUAUGAUAGUAUCCAAACCACGGCCGUAUGUGCGUAGUGGCAAGACUUUCCAGCAUAUAUAGAGCAAUACUAACCUUUUGUUCACAGAAGGAUAUUAUUUUAUACUAUUCGAGUCAUGAAAAUGUGGUAUAAUUGUAAGCAUAAAAGAAAAAGUGUUCUGUGAAAAAUGCUGAAUGACUAGGAUUUUUCUAUAUUAUAAAAUUAAAUAGAGAAAUCCACAAACAUAACCAAAAAAAUAUA
This is a messenger RNA of Sabethes cyaneus, 1742 nucleotides long. RefSeq names its product putative alpha-L-fucosidase (gene Fuca). The record is from RefSeq and is a predicted model, not a curated record. NCBI's taxonomy places the organism in Eukaryota, Metazoa, Arthropoda, Insecta, Diptera, Culicidae. The transcript is spliced from 5 exons. Gene Ontology annotation, cellular component: lysosome. Bases 32 to 1486 code for a protein of 484 amino acids. Gene Ontology annotation, biological process: glycoside catabolic process; fucose metabolic process. Gene Ontology annotation, molecular function: alpha-L-fucosidase activity.